CCGGAUGACAUACCUUGAAGUCCGACCUUGUGCCGCAUACUUUUACCAAUCGUAAAACCUUGAACCCAAAACCCUCGCACUCUGUCAUCGCCGUGUGAACGCUUAUUGUACACAAACCCUAAACCCCCCAAAAUAAACCCUAAAGCAUCUGCAUCGACCCAUUGAGCAUAUCAACAGCAAGCAAUAAGCAUAUAGGAAUCAGUGUAAUCAAAGAUGCAGCACGAUGAGGUUAUAUGGCAAGUUCUCAGACACAAGCACUGCAGUUUCAUGACCAAAAUAGAGACGGGGAUUUUCUGUCGAAACGAUUAUAAUGUUACCGGAAUUUGUAAUCGGAGCUCUUGCCCUCUCGCCAACAGUCGUUACGCAACUAUUCGCGAUGAGAAUGGUAUCUUCUAUUUAUAUAUGAAAACUAUAGAAAGGGCUCAUAUGCCAAACAAAUUGUGGGAAAAACUUAAACUGUCACCAAAUUAUGAAAAAUCCCUGGAAAAGAUCGACGAACAUCUGAUGUACUGGCCUAAGUUACUUGUGCACAAAACAAAGCAACGAUUGACCAAAAUGACUCAAAUGCGUAUACGCAUGAGGAAACUUGCUCUGAAAACAAGGGAAAAGAUAAUGACAACGCCUAGGAAAGAGAAAAAAAGAGAGGCUAGAAGAGAGGAAAAGGCUGAAAAAGCAGCAAUUUUGGAUAAGAGUAUUGAAAAGGAAUUGCUUGAACGUCUUAAGAAGGGAGUUUAUGGCGACAUAUAUAAUUAUCCUGUAAAAGAAUACAAUAAAGUUCUUGAUAUGGAAGGACUCCAGGCUGCUAGUGAAGAUGAAGAUGAGGAGGAACCUGAGAUAGAAUAUGUUGAAGGAUAUGAAGAACUUGAAGAGGAAGAUGAUAUGGAAGAUUUUGGUGGUCCUGCAUUUAAUGAGUCUCAUGCAGAUGAUGAUGAUGAUUUUGGAAUUGAUGAAAAUGAUGAAGAGACAGUUGCAGUUGACCGAAAGGGAGUUAAAAGAAAUGAUAGCACCUAUACCCUAAGAAAUUUUGAGAAAGAUGAACCUGGGUUCAAAUCAAAGAAGAAAGCAAGGGUCCUUGUUGAGGUUGAGCGUGAAGAUACUGAGGAAAGACAAGCAGCACUUCAGUGAGAGCUUAUAUUAUUCUUGAUAAGUUUUUUCUCUUAACCAGAUGGUGGUAAUCAUCAUCAAAUUUAUGAGGUUGACAGGGCUUGACUCUUCUCUUACAUGCUAAGGGGGUUUGCUCAAAGAUAUGACAGAAAAUGGUGGUCAUUUCACUUUUGCUCGCUCAACUAAAUUCGAUCCUUUUUUGGUAGGGUUUUUGUUUUGCUUUUCUUUUUACCCUUUCAAGGAAGGGCUUUCCAUGGCACACUAAUAAUAUGCAUCAGCAAUUCUGGGAGUUUCUUUUCAAUCCCAUCCAAAAUAUUCAUCUCCUGGGCUUUGUCCGUCUUUAGUACGGCGAAUACUUCUGUUUUUUUAUUCUUCUCCCUAGUAAAUCCUUUUCAGUGAUUCUAUAAACUAUAACAAUGAUGAUGACUGAAUCAUUUGUCCAGAAACUGUAGAAUUCAUUCAGUAAUUUUACCAUAGACACCAUUGA
This is a messenger RNA of Cornus florida, 1591 nucleotides long. RefSeq lists its product as uncharacterized. NCBI's taxonomy places the organism in Eukaryota, Viridiplantae, Streptophyta, Magnoliopsida, Cornales, Cornaceae. The transcript has 9 exons. Gene Ontology annotation, cellular component: nucleolus; preribosome, large subunit precursor. Bases 214 to 1125 code for a protein of 303 amino acids. The record is from RefSeq and is a predicted model, not a curated record. Gene Ontology annotation, biological process: maturation of 5.8S rRNA; maturation of LSU-rRNA.